Messenger RNA from Xyrauchen texanus (razorback sucker), 1974 nucleotides. RefSeq names its product olfactomedin-like. NCBI's taxonomy places the organism in Eukaryota, Metazoa, Chordata, Actinopteri, Cypriniformes, Catostomidae. Gene Ontology annotation, biological process: signal transduction. The record is from RefSeq and is a predicted model, not a curated record. Bases 37 to 1383 code for a protein of 448 amino acids. The transcript has 5 exons.
AGCAGGUCUUUUUGUCUUUCGGGCCAUUUGAUCAUCAUGCUUUUGUUCCUACUCCUCACAGUCAUUGUGACUGGUCAUUCUCAGAGAUUUCCAGGUAAACAGGAUGGUGAUUCCUGUGUGUGUAAAAUAAGCAGUUCUAUCUGGGAAUUUCCUGCUGUGCAGUUCGAGAAAGUCACAAAGCAGGUCCAGACCUGUGAGGUCAACCUUAUUGAGUUCCAGAAAAAGAUAAAGAACAAAAACGAUGAAUUGCCGAAGAUGGAUGCCAGCAUUAAGAACAUCGUGAAACGUCUAAAACCCUUUGAGUACCUGAACACAAAUGGCUUGUACAAUGCCCUUCACCUGCAACAGUUGGACCAAGAGCUUGAAGAAAUCCAUCGGACUACCAGAGAAAUACACCAGAAAAACCCCAGCAAGGAGACUCAAAACCUGCUGAAUGAGUUGCUUAAGGCAAAGAAGGAAAUCCAGAACAUGUACAAAGAUAGUUUGUUCAAUCUUGAGACAAUGAAAAAGAGGUUACGUGAACUCAACAAUAGAGCACAAUCCUGCAAAACUAUACCUGAAGAUUUCAGAAGUGCCUGUUUUCAGCGCAUCAUGACCAACAUUAGUUCUCCAGUCGUCACCAAACUAAAUUCCCAGUACAGCACAUAUAUCUCUGGUGCUUGGGGCCGUGAUGCCAAACUGAACAGCAAGGAACGCUAUUGGGAGCACUGUCUGGUGAGUGGAAACAAGCAUGGCAAUACAAUCAGAAUGUACAACUCUCAUCAAGAUUUAAUGUCCAACAAGAACUACAAGGAUGAAUAUAUUGCAUCAUCAUACACCAACGCAAAUGCUGUUCAAGGCUCUGGCACCAUACUGUACGAUAACACUGUAUUUUACCAAUGCUACGGCACAGCUGAGAUCUGCAGCUUCAACAUUACAACACAGGCAACCAAGCGAAUGAAACUGAGUGGUGCCGAUAUAGGCAAUAAGUUCCCUUUCUGCUACUACAGCUGCCGUGAUUGGACUGAUAUCGACCUGGAGGCUGGCCAAGAUGCUGUGUGGGUAAUAUAUGCCACAGAGGAGAACCACGGCAACAUUGUUGUGAGUCGUUUAGACCCAGUAGAGCUCAAUAUCACACAUACCUGGAAGACAAAUCUCUUUAAGAGGUCUGUCAGCAGCACGUUUAUGGUGUGUGGGGUCCUGUAUGCUACACGCUUUGUUAGUACUUACCAAGAAGAGGUGUUUUAUGCCUUUGAUACAACCACUGGUCAGGAGAUAAAUACACUUUCUUUGCCUUUUGAGAAGGUUGCAGCAGGAAUAGCCAACCUGAACUACAACCCUGUUGAUAGGAGACUAUACUUGUAUAAUGACGGCUAUCUUUUAGCAUAUAACACCUUCUUCUGAGGGUUUAUCAUAUGCAGAAACUUGCAUUAGCUUCAAUUUAAGCUGUAUUUCAAAAUAUCUCAAAAGCAUUAAAGGCGAAAUGUGUAAUUUCUGCUCCACAAAGAAAUGGCAAAAACAUAUUUCUCGGCCCUAUUUGGAGAUCUAUCUGCCAACAAAAUCCCAGCCAAAAACUUUUCAAACAGUGGAGUAUAUUCAUUGUGCCAGUUUUUGAAGAACUCAUCCUCUGAAUGACUUACAGCUGCCUCUGCAUAUUAUGCUGAGAUAGGAGUAUUUUAACAUUGAAAAGUUACACACUUCAGCUUUAAGUAAUAUGUAUGCUUUGCAGUAUACAGAAGUUUGUAAUUUAUCAGUCUAAAUUGCAUCAUAUGCCCUGUUCUGCUUUAUUUCAAGAGGUUAUUGGUAGCCUGUCAGGAGGUUACUUUUUCAAAUAUAAAAGUAAAUGCACAGCAAAUAUAUGAAGUAGAGAUCAUGUGAUUAGUUUGAGAUAAUUUUGAGGUCUGCAAUAACAUGUAACUAUUUUUGUGACUUUUGAAAUGUUUGAAUCAAAUGACCCAAACAGAACCAAAUGUUUGCAAUAAAUGUGCUUAUGCA